Messenger RNA from Aureobasidium subglaciale EXF-2481, 1611 nucleotides. RefSeq lists its product as uncharacterized. NCBI's taxonomy places the organism in Eukaryota, Fungi, Ascomycota, Dothideomycetes, Dothideales, Saccotheciaceae. The coding region runs from base 481 to 1341 and encodes 286 amino acids. The record is from RefSeq and is a predicted model, not a curated record. The transcript is spliced from 3 exons.
GUCCGAUUGGAGGUCUACCACGGAUAGACGUUGUUCGAGGUUAGAGAAAGACCCUCAAAUUCGAAUGCUAUGGGCGCAACAAUACCUGAGCAGCUGCGGUAAGCCGGCGCUGCGACGAUGGUUGACGUUCGGCUUGAUUGUCACGCUGGUGCUAAACUCUAGGCUUCCUGCAUGGCGUUCAUACCUGUUGCUACCCUCCUGUAAGUCAGUACUGUAACAUCGUCAGAGGUUUAGAUCCCGUUGUCACUCUUUCAACUCCGUUUCUAUAACUUCCUCAUCGUUGCAACAUCACUCCAUCCUACGCUCGUUUCAUACAAAAGGCUAUCACCGCCUAUCAGUCACUCGUUUCACCAACAACCAGUCGUUCAUUUUCAAUCAAAGCCGCCGCUCCUUGUGUCUUCUUGUGUUUUAUAACUUCCCCAGGCCGCCAAUAAAGUGCAUCAUAAACGAACUUCUAAAAAAGAAACUGCACCAGCAAUAAUGUCUUUCCGCGCUCUCUUCACCGCCGGCCUCGCUGCCUUUGCUCCUUUGGCCUCGGCCUACACCGUCCCCAAGGGUGAUCCCACUGGUAACGCUAUCUACGAGCCCGGUCUUAACAGCAUCGUCCCCGUCGGCAAGCCUUUCACCAUUACCUGGUCGCCCGACACUAAGGGCAAGGUCGCUCUUGUCCUUCUCCACGGCCCUUCGACCAAUGUUGUGCCCAUCGCAACCAUUGCUGAGAGCAUCGACAACACUGGCAGCUACGAGUGGACUCCUGACACCAAGCUCGCACCCAACACUACCUACUACGGCAUUGAGUUGAUCGUUGAGGGAACUGGCCAAUACCAAUACUCAACUCAGUUCGGUAUCUCCAACCCCAACUACAAGGACAAUGAGAGCUCUAGCUCUGGCGCAUCCACUGCCUCUGCCACUACCACCGUCAGCGUUAACAUCAAGACUCCCGUGACCGCCGCAGCCGCCAGCGCAUCUGAUGCCGUCUCAUCUGUCAUCUCCUCCGCUUCGUCCGUCGAAGCCAGCGUCUCGAGCUCCAUCGCAUCCAAGAUCUCCUCUGCCUCGUCCGCCGUCGGCAAGAGCGCUACCGCAGCCGCGGCCGCAGCCUCCUCCUCAACUUCUGCUGCUGCCGCUUCCGUCAGCUCUAGUGCUUCUAGCGCUAAGAGCAGCAUGAGCACUGCCACCAGAUCUGCCAGCGGUUCUGCCGCCUCCGCCGCCUCCGCCGCUUCGGCCACGAGAAGUGCUUCUGCCUCUUCAAGCCCUGCUGCUGCUACCGGCGCUGCUGUCAAGGUCGGCGCUGGAUUCGGCGGUCUUGCUUUCGCCGCCGGUGUCGCUGCUCUUGCCCUCUAAGCACCUUCGACAUUGUGUUUUCUGCACAGGCAUGUGCAUAAUGUCUCUCUACUCGAGCGACGGCCAUGAAGAGGUUUUAAUGUUUGCAAGGCUCUAUUGCGUCUUUUUUCUUUCUGCUCUUUGGAUACCUGGUGAGGGAGAGGCUUGAUGUCUGCCCUGAUGCUGAUUAUUGGGUUCAAAGAAUAUCACGGCUCCACGGCAACGAACUUUUGUGUUUUUUUUUUCUUUUCGUUUUGCAUUGGUUGAUCGUAAAUAGUUGUCUUCACACAC